UGCUGACCAAAGGCCCGACCAUGGCGCGCGGAAGAGUGAUCAUGGCCUGUGCGGCGCUGGCCUGCACAUUGGUCAGCAUGAAAUCUGCCUUCACUCCAUCCCUGCCGGGCAACAUGGGCAUGGCCACUGCUGGUCGGGAUGGAAGCAAAGCAGCGCACGCUCACGCAGCGAAAUGCUGACGGCUCAAUGCUGAAGCCAUUUGGCCCAGUUGUGACCUAUGCCAAGGCACUCAUGGAUGCAGCCCGUGAGAAAGACGAAGAUGUCGCUGUCACAGAGGAUGUGCUGAUGAUCAAGGACAAGUUCAAGGAGGAGGAGUGGCUGGACAAGCUGGUGACUGUGCAGAAUGAUCCUUACCUAACUGAAGUGCAGAAGGCCAACAAGAUCGUGGACCUCUUGAAGCCCUUGAAGUCCACUGUGAUGCCCAAGUUCAUCGUCUUUUUGGCCAAGAAGAAUCGAUUGAACGGUAUCAAGGUGAUCAUGUUUGAAUACGUGCAGAGCAUGUACUACCUCCAAUCCAUCACUCCUGUGCGAGUGACUUCCGCACAGCGCUUGACAGAGGAUCAGCUGGCAAAGAUCAAGGAGAAGAUGAAGAGCAAAUGUGGCACCAGAGACGUGAAGUUGGUGGCAGAAGUGGACCCCAACCUCAUUGGCGGCCUGACCCUGGAGUGGGGUUACACCGAUCCAGUUCAACUCUACGCUCCUACUCACGGCGUGGACCUCUCACUCAAGAACAUUCUCAACAAGAGGGCCCUUCAGAAGGGCGUGGUGGAUGCACUCUGAGCCGAGCACUUGCCCCAGGUUCUGCUCUGCCCACAGAGAUAUUGUUGAGUUAGAUGCAUAGCCUUUGCACACGAUCAUUUUUUCCAGUUCCGAUGGAGUAUUCAAUGAAAUGCCGAAGAUUCUUGUGUUGCCUUGUAGCCACUUCUAGACAACAUCUUGCAGCUCAUCGGG
Molecule: messenger RNA, 951 nt
Organism: Cladocopium goreaui
Lineage: Eukaryota; Dinophyceae; Suessiales; Symbiodiniaceae
Source: the annotation of a GenBank genome assembly